AUGUCGGAGAUAUCGCCGCUCGCGAGCCCGCGCGCGGAGGCGAACGGCGAGCGCGAGUGGGGGGCGCCGAGACACGAGCGGUCGCUGAGCGAGAGCCUGGAGAGCGCGCAGACGAGCGCGUGGGCGCGCGAGGCGGGACGAGGCGGGAGCGAUAAGGGGCGCGAGACGAGCGCGCGGCAGGGAUUGCCGCCGACGGUGAUCGGGGCGCCGGCGCAUCACGCGCGGGCGCGGUCGUACUCGCAGGCGGACGCGCACGAGCCGUCGCUGCGCACGGUGCUCGAGGAGCCGAGGGGGGCGAACGGGGGGACGACGACGGAGGAGGAGAAGAGAGAGAGGAGGAUGCAGGCGAAUCGGUUGUCGGCGGCCAAAUCGAGGAUGAAGAAGAUGCGGAGAAUGGUGGAGUUAGAGCAGACGUGCGAGGAGACGUUGACGAGGGUGAACGCGCUGUCCGCGGAGGUGGAGGCGUUGCGCGCCGAGUACGAAGAGUUGCGCGCGCGAAACGAAGAGUUGACGUCGACGCUCAGCACGCCCAGGGGUCCGCAUCUCGACAGCGCGUCGAAGGAGUUUUUACAAAGUCUCUCGGGCGUCGACGGCUCGUUCACGGGGAUGACGAUCGACGCCAAAGGGUACGACGACGAGGCUUUCGCCGAAACGUUGAACAUCGCGCGCGCGAGCUCGAUGGAGCGCCUCUUCGACAGCGACGGCUUUUUCGUCUCGUCGCCGCGCAUGGACGAAUGAGAAAGGAUCGUGACCCGUUCCUCAAACGCUCGUUCGAUCGUAAAUU
Molecule: messenger RNA, 784 nt
Organism: Ostreococcus lucimarinus CCE9901
Lineage: Eukaryota; Viridiplantae; Chlorophyta; Mamiellophyceae; Mamiellales; Bathycoccaceae
Exons: 1
Coding region: 1-738 (245 amino acids)
Biological process (GO): positive regulation of DNA-templated transcription
Cellular component (GO): nucleus
Molecular function (GO): DNA-binding transcription factor activity; DNA binding
Source: RefSeq, a predicted model, not a curated record